This is a messenger RNA of Vigna radiata var. radiata (mung bean), 1764 nucleotides long. RefSeq lists its product as uncharacterized. Bases 124 to 1764 code for a protein of 546 amino acids. Gene Ontology annotation, molecular function: protein binding. The record is from RefSeq and is a predicted model, not a curated record. Lineage: Eukaryota; Viridiplantae; Streptophyta; Magnoliopsida; Fabales; Fabaceae. The transcript is spliced from 7 exons.
UUGCAUAUCACUAAUGAAGCUAUGAUGGCAUCAUUAUAUAUAAUCACAACAUGCUUGGGCUAAACACACAACUCCACACCAGUUACCAGCUUAUCCUUGUCAUAAAUCUCUCCUCAACCAUCCAUGAAAAUCCCUCCAAAAGGUUUUGUUUUAGGAGUUGCACUUUGGGUGCUGUUGUUCUCAAAACCUUGUCUCACAGUGUUUGUAAGCAUUGAUUGUGGAUCCUCACAAUCUUCCACUGAUGAAAACAACAUAAGAUGGAUUGGAGAUGAUGACUACAUUCAGCAUGGAGAGUCUCAUCAGGUUUAUCUUGGUUCUAACCCGUUGAGCACUCUGAGGGUGUUCCCAGAUAGAAAAAAGAAUUGCUAUUCCAUCAGAGUUGGAAAAGGAGAAAAAAUUCUUACUAGAGCAAGCUUUUACUAUGGCAAUUAUGACGACAAAUUCUCUCCACCAGUGUUUGAUCUUCAGUUUGAUGGCAACUACUGGGCCACUGUCAACAGCUCAAGUUACUAUUAUGUUGAUUAUGAAGCAAUAUAUGUAGCAAAGGGAAACUUCACCAGCAUAUGUGUUGCUCAAACAAAGCCUAACCAGUUUCCCUUCAUAUCAUCCCUUGAAGUACGUAGCUUGGACCCCACAAUGUACAGUCACGUUGAUCCAAAUCAUGCAUUGAUUUUGCAAUGGAGAUAUGCCUUUGGUGGAAAUCAAACUAUUAGGUACCCAGAUGAUGCUUUUGAUCGAAUAUGGGCGCCAUCAUAUGGUAUAGGCCUUUCUGAAGUGAAAAGUGAGGCUUCAGGCAUUGGCAGUAGCACAGCAGAAGAUCAUCCACCACAAGCUGCACUUGAAAAUGCUGUUAUUUCCUCAAGCACUACACAAUACAUUCAGUUCAUCAAUAGGCUGUCCACAGAGGAGCUUCCUAUUUACAUCACUGCUUACUUCUCAGAAGUGAAUGAAAGUGCAGUUGGCAAAAGAUCCAUUCAGAUGUACAUAGACAACAAGCCCUUUUUAAGUCCAAUAGUUCCUCCUUUUGGAAGUGUGAAAGAAGUGUUCAUCACCAACAUGACAGCUUCAGCCAAGACUUCAUUUACUCUGCAAGCUUCAGACAUUUCCACCCUUCCUCCUUUACUCAAUGCUCUUGAAGUUUAUACCUUAAGUGAUACAUUAACUGCAGGAACUGAUAGCAGAGAUGUGGAAGGUUUGUUACAACUGCAGUUGGCAUUUGAAGUGCUUGUGGAGUGGAGUGGUGACCCUUGUCUACCAUAUCCAUAUAAUUGGGAUUGGAUACAAUGCAACACUGAUGUCAAACCUAGAGUGAUUGCAUUGUAUCUUACUGGUUAUAAUCUGCGAGGCACACUUCCGGAUUUCAGUUCCAUGAAUGCACUUGAAAUCAUUAAUCUGCAAAACAAUACCAUAGAAGGCCCCAUUCCUGAUUUUCUUGGACUUCUGCCUAAUCUCAAAACAUUGAAUUUGUCUAACAACAGGUUCAAUGGUUCCAUACCCACAUCUCUAAAGAAUAAAAGUAUUGAACUAGUUACAACAAAUAAUUGCCUAUCGGGAAUGAAGUGUCAACCUCUAAGUGAUACUCCAAGUAAGGUUCUUCCAUCAUCACCACCACCACCACCACCACCACCAGGACUUCAGUUUGUUUCAGGCGAUGAACCUUUGGGAAGUGGAGCUGAGAAAAUUAUUCACAAUCUAAACAUGGCAUUGAUAGUAGCCAUGCAAACUCUGCUGUUACUAUUUAAUAGUGCUGCUGUGCACUUUUAG